This is a messenger RNA of Prunus armeniaca (apricot), 198 nucleotides long. NCBI's taxonomy places the organism in Eukaryota, Viridiplantae, Streptophyta, Magnoliopsida, Rosales, Rosaceae. The record is from the annotation of a GenBank genome assembly.
AUGACCCUUCCUACCGCUCAAACAUCAGACGAUUGGUGUGACCUGAAGGACAACUACAGCAUGCUCUUGCAGGGAAUUGUUGACCAUGAGAUGAGGUUUCUUGACAUUAUAACUGGUUGGCCUGGGGGCAUGACGGUGUCUAGACUUUUUUAUAGUGUUCAGGAUUUUUCAAGCUCUGUGAAGGUGGACAGCGUUUGA